Molecule: messenger RNA, 648 nt
Organism: Entrophospora candida
Lineage: Eukaryota; Fungi; Glomeromycota; Glomeromycetes; Entrophosporales; Entrophosporaceae
Source: the annotation of a GenBank genome assembly
AUGGCUUCACUAUUUUACAGCAAAUUCGACUUCAAACAUUCUAGUUGGAAGGACUUUAAAGAUGAAUAUCAAGGUGUAUCUAAAGGAAUGUUUUCUUCUCGUACCGAUGGAACCUUUCUUGAUGGAAUGUUCCUGGUUCAAAACGCGAUGAUCAAAAUAGGUUCCCCUAAAAUGAUUUUACUCCAACCCAUUGAAUAUAAUGCUGUAGGAGGAAAAAUCAUACUUGUUGAUGGCAAGAAAGUAUUGGAAUCUGUUUUGAUGGAGAGACCAAAAUUAGCCGAGAUUUCAAUGAAGCAUGGGUGUAUAUCCUUUUGCAAAGACGAUCAAAUCUCUAUUAAUUGUUGUGUUUACAAUAAUAUGCCAGAUGAUAGUAUUCACGUACUCUUUCGAUAUGAUUCAACUACAUUUGUGCCAGAUUGGUCUUGCAAAGCGAUAAAAUUACUCUACAACAAUUAUCACAUGAACCCGAAAUUCCAACUUAAAAUUACCCUUAAGAAAAAGUCACAAAUCUCGAUAAUGGAUAAUCGUCAGCUCUUGCAUGGCCAUAAUGAAUUUGCUGGAAAUCAUAAAUUAUGCCGGGUCUCCUCAGAGCUAUGCUACGCCAAGCCUGGCCAGCAAAAAAAUUUAUCAAACAGAUUUAACUUUUAA